This is a messenger RNA of Diversispora eburnea, 1071 nucleotides long. Lineage: Eukaryota; Fungi; Glomeromycota; Glomeromycetes; Diversisporales; Diversisporaceae. The record is from the annotation of a GenBank genome assembly.
AUGUCGUUUAGAUCAAUUAUUCGUCGCGAUAGCGCACAACGAAAAACAAAAACUGCUCCAGCAAAGGAAUCAACUUUAAAAAAACUUAACCGACAAGAAGUUCUUUUUGAAAUUAUUAAAACAGAGCAUGAAUAUGUUCGUGACUUACGUUUGAUUGAAGAACUUUUCAUUCAACCAAUUAAAAAAGCCGAAGAAAAAUCCAAAAAACAAAUAGUUCCAGAAAAUCUUAACAAGGUUUUCAAUUCUAUUUCAUACUUUUUAUUCAUUCAUGAAGUUAUUAGCAAUUGCUUAAAUGAACGUCAAGAAGCUCAAUCUCCAUUAGUAAGAAGCAUUUCCGAUAUUCUUCUUGCAUAUGUAUGGGUAUUCCGUGCUUAUGCUCCAUAUCUCAUUCACUAUGAAGAUGCUUUAAGAGAAUUAGAGAAAUCUAUUAGAAAGAAGGAUAAAUUAGGCCGUCUCGUCAAAACACAACAAAAAUUAGCUUCUUGCAGAAACAUGCCAUUGUCUACAUACCUUCUUAAACCAUUCCAACGUCUUCUCAAAUAUCCUCUUCUUAUUAUGAAUUUAUUAAAAUGUACUGAUAAAGAUGGAUUUGAUUACGAAAAUACUGUCUCUUUAAAGACCAAACUUGACCAAGUUCUUAAUGACGUUGAAGAACAGAAACGUUCACAUGAUAAUAUGGAAAGGCUUCGUGAAUUAGAAACCAGAAUUCAUGGGCUUGGUCCUUUCCGUUUAGCAGUAAAUAAUAGACAAUUUGUUAGAGAGAGUCCCGCAUGUCAAAAUAUACAAAAUAUGCCAUCACCUUCACUACGAAGAUCAUUAACAGUAGUGUCAGAUCCAAAUAAACGUCAUUCAGUACGAAAUCUUUAUACACUCGAGUGUAAUGAUAUCGUACUUUUGGCUGAACGUACUGGAGUAACUAAAGAGGGGCAACACUUAUAUACAUUAAUUUCACGUCCUCCAACUCCUUUAGACGAUGAACCUAUCUUAGUUCAUAAGCCGGAAGAUUCUGUUAGUAAAAAUGCGAUGGUUCUUAUUAUAUACACAUUUCCAAGUUGGUUAGGACGUUGUUAG